Pteropus alecto (black flying fox) is the source of this 1182-nucleotide messenger RNA. RefSeq names its product trans-2,3-enoyl-CoA reductase (gene TECR). The record is from RefSeq and is a predicted model, not a curated record. Gene Ontology annotation, biological process: very long-chain fatty acid biosynthetic process. The coding region runs from base 128 to 1054 and encodes 308 amino acids. Gene Ontology annotation, molecular function: oxidoreductase activity, acting on the CH-CH group of donors. Lineage: Eukaryota; Metazoa; Chordata; Mammalia; Chiroptera; Pteropodidae. The transcript has 13 exons.
GGGAGGGGCGUACGCAGAGCCGCUGUAGUCUCGCGCGGCGGUUGCGAGCGCGUGAGGGACCUGUGCUGCGUUGCGUGCGGUUAGGCAGCAGCGGCAGCAGGAGCAGCAGCAGCUGUGUAUAGGAGUCAUGAAACACCACGAGGUGGAGAUUCUGGACGCGAAGACACGGGAGAAGCUGUGCUUCUUGGACAAGGUGGAGCCCCAUGCCACCAUCGCCGAGAUCAAGAAUCUUUUCACUAAGAGCCAUCCGCAGUGGUACCCUGCCCGCCAGUCCCUCCGUCUGGACCCUAAGGGCAAGUCCCUGAAGGAUGAGGAUAUUCUGCAGAAGCUGCCUGUGGGUACCACGGCCACACUUUACUUCCGAGACCUGGGGGCCCAGAUCAGCUGGGUGACGGUGUUCCUGACAGAGUACGCGGGGCCCCUUUUCAUCUACCUGCUCUUCUACUUCCGGGUGCCCUUCAUCUAUGGCCACAAAUAUGACUUCACGUCCAGCCGGCACACGGUGGUGCACCUCGCUUGCAUCUGCCACUCAUUCCACUACAUCAAGCGCCUUCUGGAGACACUCUUCGUGCAUCGCUUCUCUCAUGGCACCAUGCCCUUGCGCAACAUCUUCAAGAACUGCACCUACUACUGGGGCUUCGCUGCGUGGAUGGCCUAUUACAUCAACCACCCUCUCUACACGCCCCCCACCUAUGGAGCUCAGCAGGUUAAACUGGCACUUGCCAUCUUUGUGAUUUGUCAGCUGGGCAAUUUCUCCAUCCACAUGGCCCUGCGGGACCUGCGGCCAGCAGGGUCCAAGACCAGGAAGAUCCCCUACCCCACUAAGAACCCCUUCACAUGGCUUUUCCUGCUGGUGUCCUGCCCCAACUACACCUAUGAGGUGGGGUCCUGGAUUGGCUUUGCCAUCAUGACACAGUGUCUCCCAGUGGCCCUCUUCUCCCUGGUGGGCUUCACCCAGAUGACUAUCUGGGCCAAGGGCAAGCACCGCAGCUACCUGAAGGAAUUCCGAGACUACCCACCCCUGCGCAUGCCCAUCAUCCCCUUCCUGCUCUGAGCUGCCCACCCCACUGGCUAGGCUCCGCCAGGCUUUCAUCCCCCCACCCCUUGUCCUUUUGGGAGAGAAGUGAGGACCACUGCUCUUCAGCGCAUGGAAUAAAACCUGCCUGCAUAGCCGGACUCAGA